AUGUCCAAGUCACUGCUCGAUUUCGAGUUUGAUGAAGUUGUAAAGGCAGAACUCAACAAAUGGAAAGUCCCCGGGUUGAGCAUCUCCGUCGUCCAAGGCUCCCAAACCUACGCUAAGGCAUACGGGCUAGCAGAAUAUGCAAAUGACGACGAAGGUCGGCCGUCACGCCAAAUGACUACAGAUGCUUUGUUUGCAGCAUGCAGUACCACCAAAGCCUUCACGGCUGCUGCCGCUUCAAUCGCAAUCCAAGAAAGUCAAAGUACCAAACAUCCAAUCCACUGGGACACAACGGUGGCGUCCUUGAUACCAGAGGACUUCGUUCUCGCCGACCAAGAUGCUACUCAUAACGUGACGAUGGAAGAUGCCCUCUCACAUCGUACAGGAAUUCCCCAGCACAAUUGGACACUGGCCCUAUUUCCCGGCAAGACUGCAACAACAGGUUCAGCAGUUCGGGCUAUGCGACACAUGUCUCUCGCAACACCAUUGCGCAGCAAAUACCACUACAGCAACCACAUGUUUAUUGCUGUAUCACAUGCACUGGAGCGCCAUACUGGGAUUCCACUAGGAGAGUUCCUCAACAAUCGCAUCUGGGAGCCUCUCGGCAUGAAUAAUACGUAUUUCACCGCGGCGGAAGUAAAGAAAAGCCCAUCAAGUGCAGCGAAGCUUGUACAAGGAUAUGAUUGGAUUCCUACAGACGAUGGCGGCUCGUUUCUCCCAAGGCCAGACAAUGACUGGCCAGCCAACAGCGGUGCCGGGGCGAUGUAUAGCAAUGUACUGGAUUAUGCGCGCUGGGUGAGAGAACUCAUUGAAAUGGAAGGACCUCUGAAGGGACACCAAACACUGCUGGAUCCACGGACAAUUCAUUUUGAGAACGGGGAUGUGAACUUGCCUGCCCCAUUUCAUGCAUACGGGCUGGGAUGGUUUGUUGACAAUUAUCGAGGCCACUAUCUUUAUAGCCAUGCCGGAGGUUGGCCCGGGUAUGGUAUUUACGUAGGUUUUGUGCCUAGCAUGAAAUUCGGUUUUGUGAUUAUGGGCAACUCUUCGUCUGCACGAUAUGCCGCAUUCAGACUGUUCACGUUCCUUCUGGAUAAGCAUCUCCAGCUGCCGGUCGACCCUAUCUACGAGGGACAGCUUGCAGAAGCCAUAGCGAAUCAGAAUAAGGAGUGGCAAGCGGGGUUCACGAACGAGAAGAUCGAUGUUUCGAAGCAACGACUCUUCCCCCGGUUGCCAGAUCCGCCAAUACCUCACACUUUGUGCUUGGCCAGAUACGCUGGUACUUAUCAGCACCCAGCAGAGCUUGAUAUCGUUCUCAGAGCCGAGCCGGGGUGUUUGACAGCUGAUCUACAAGAUCGAGUCAUUCCUUGUGAGCUUUCUCUCGUCCACGCUAGUGGAGAAUUCUUUAUUGGCAGGCUUCAUCGGGAAGGGCUUGACUUGCUGCCACCGUUUUCCGUCGAGUUUUGCUUGAAUGGCGAGGGUCUGGUGGAUAGGGCUGGCUUAUUGAUAGAGCCUGAUAUUAAAGGAGAAAAGGUCUGGUUCAAUCGGGUCGAGUGA
Messenger RNA from Penicillium olsonii, 1551 nucleotides. NCBI's taxonomy places the organism in Eukaryota, Fungi, Ascomycota, Eurotiomycetes, Eurotiales, Aspergillaceae. The record is from the annotation of a GenBank genome assembly.